UUAAGUGAGUGAACUAAAAAAAAACAUGUGCAACGCAGUGAACGUCAACUGAAACCCCCGUCCAGAAAAUGGCCACAUCCGGGACUCCCCAGUCCCCGCCGGAAAUAACCGCCGAAUGGACGGUCCACGCCCAGUUGACCCUGUCCCACCAGGGUAGCAGUUCCAACUGUGAUAAACCAGCCGCCAAUCCGGAAGAUCCCGCCAAAAACGACGCAAAUGAGUCAGACCUGUCCAGCAGGCCUUCGGGACCGGCACCGGUAAAGGUGGUCUAUAAAUUUAGCACCGCCGACUCGGCCGCCGAAGGAAGCUGCUGUAAUAAUUCUCCAAAUGCCAAGGGAAAAGUCGUUGGUGGUGGUGCUAUUUUCGGUGAAUCAGCCGUCGACGGUGUGGCUGCUGCUGCGGCACAGCCGAACCUUUCCCCUAGCGAUCCCCCCACCGCGGACAAACCCCCGCCCAAACCCACCAGCAGCGAAGAUUCCGGCCUGUCGAACAACUCCAGCUCGGCAUCGGCCAGCGAGCGGCCCCAGACGCUGACCAUCACACCGCAUCUCUUUCCCAAGUGCACCAGUACCUGCAGCAUCGUGCUGACGGCGGACUUGCAUCCGGUGCAGGUUCCGGGCGGUGAAGUUCCGACGAUUGUCAGCAAGUGCGCUUCCACCAGCAAGGUGGACAAGUUUACGCUGUUUCCGGAGCAGCCAACUAGGAUCUACGAGGCGAAGGACGCCAGCUGUCAAACCAGUGACAUUGAGGCCGCGCUAGACAAGUUGGUGCGCGCCAGUGGAGAUGAUCUGCGCAAGAAGGUCGCGGAGGUCGCGCCAGCGGAGAAGUACAACUCCUUGACGAGAAAGUCGCCCCUCUCGACGGCGGCGGACAUCAUCUCCCCUAGCAAUACGCUGCAAUCGCAACGGUCCAGCCAAAGGGAAGGCGCUGGCGGUGGUGGAGGUCGGAAGAAGCCCCGGACGGUGCACAUCGACGUGUACUGCACCGGGUCGGACGCGGAAUCUUCGAGCUCGUCGGAUGCGGAGUCUUCGGCGCGAUCCGUGUCUUCCUCGUCCUCUUCCGGCAGUCGGUUCGACACGAGUCACUUUGUGGAGUUGAAGUCGGCAGCGGCUGCGGCCGCUGUGGCUAAUAGCGCAAGUCAUCCGACGGUCUACGAGUCGGAAGAGUGCAAGGUUCGGCACAAGAGGGCUGGGAAGCACGAGGUUCCCAGGAGGUUACUUCAGCAGACUGUGGAUCAGAGUACGUUAUCCACAAUUGGGAGUCUGAAGAAGGCUGGCGGGCAGGGUCGCAAGCGUUGCACUACCAACGAGGAAAUCAACGAAUCCAAACAAAUCUUGUUCAGUCGCAUACUUGGGCAAGCUCCUAAGGAGAUGACCCCCUUCCCGGACGUGGAGUACCUUCCACGCGAUCCUAGCGAUGACAACCUCAGCUCAAACUACCCGUUCUCGAACCGGUCCACCAAGCGGGACAUCACCGGCAGUAGUCUGUCCAGUGCGCUGGCUUCGGGCGGAGGUGACGAGGUCGGAGAUCUGGACGAAGCUACCGGAGGUAUCGUGAAUCUGCACCGCAGCGGCACAACUGCCACGCACUCGGACAGUUUCGAGUACGAAAACAGCGAGGACCGGUAUCGGAUUUACGAGAUGGAAAGCCGUUGGGGCAACCAGAGUUGGAAGUCCCCGUCCGUCGAGCGAAGACUGCUGGAAAUCCACAAUCCUCCGAUUCGUCGCCGAAACAGCGAGUCGGACAAUCUGUCCGAGUCGGACCACAGCUUCGUGUACGACAGUCCGUCCCGGCCGGGGCCCAGCGAGCCCAGCAAUCACUCGCAGGCCGAGUUUAGCGACUCCAGUCCGUCAACCGUGAAGAGUUGUCCCAGUCGAAGUGCGUCGAACGCCAAGCGGAUCCUCCAGCAGGCCCUGCUGAAAGCCGGUGGUGCACCACCGGUAUCAACCCGCGUCUGGUCCCCGGUGGAGGGCUACUCCACGGAGUACCUGGCGCUUGCGCGACGGUUCGGCAGUCUCAUCACCGGCAAGCGGAAACCCGGCGUCCACAUGGGACCGGUCCGGAAUCCGGAGUGCCAGUGCGAGCACUGCCGGCGCUGGGUGGUUGAACGGGAAGGUGGUCUGCGCGAGAGGGCGCUCUCGGUGGACGAUUCGCCGUACAAUAUUGUAGACAUGCGCCGGAAGUACCACCUGCGGAACUACAACCACUCGUCGCUGGCUCCAUUAGCAGUAGUUGAGGACGCUCAAACGCGUCUCUCGGAAUCCUCCCGCAAGCUUGACCUGCUCCGAAAAGCGCUCGAGCUCCGCCGGUUAGAACUCCCGCAAGAUUCGCAAGCCGCGAUCCAGCUCAAAGCGGAACUUCAAAAUGUGCAAGCCUCCAGCCCCGUCCCAGUGCAGUACACCUCCCUUCACCCAUUCCGGGGGACGACGCAGGGCAAACCCGCGCACAGUUUGUCCUUCAGCCGGUGUGCCGCCGUCACGGGGAAGCUCGAGGUACGGCUCAUGGGCUGCCAGGACCUGCUGGAGGACGUUCCGGGACGGUCACGCCGAGACAAGGACUCCGGCUCGAGUCCGGGCGAUUUGAAGAGCUUCGUGAAGGGCGUCACCAGUCGGAGUUCGUCCAAGAGUUACAGUGUAAAGGACGAAACGUCGUCGGAGAUUAUGGCUGUUAUUAAGUUAGACAACAUCACCGUUGGUCAGACCUCGUGGCGACCCUGCUCGCAACAGGCCUGGGAUCAACGCUUCUCGAUAGACCUAGACCGGUCGCGGGAGCUCGAAAUCGGCAUCUACUGGCGGGACUGGCGGUCACUGUGCGCCGUCAAGUUCCUCCGGCUAGAGGAGUUCAUCGACGACAUCCGGCACGGGAUGGCCCUGCAGCUGGAACCGCAGGGACUGCUCUUUGCCGAGAUCAAAUUCCUCAACCCGAUGAUAUCGCGCAAACCAAAGCUCCAGCGACAGCGGAUGAUCUUCAACAAGCAGCAGGUCAAAAACAUCCCCCGCGCCAAACAGAUGAACAUCAACGUGGCCACCUGGGGACGGUUGCUCAAGCGGAACACCGGAUCGUCGGCGGCGGCUGGAACCGCCCAACCAAUGAUCACGACCCCGUCAACGCCCAGCUCCGCCGCCGCACCCUUCGACACCGUCGUGGAACACGACCCCGCGGAAACGCUCGGCGAGUCGGCCGACUUUAACACCAUCGGCCUCGGCGGUGGCAGGCCACUCGGAAUCCACGGCGUAGCCGUCCUGCCGGACAGUCCCUCGACGCACUCGCUCCAAAGUCCGACGAGUCCCCUCACGGCGGCGACGGCGACGGCCGGAAUGCGACCCGGCAGCACACCCGCCAGCUUCCGCCAGAAGAAACCUCCGAUGCCAUCACCACCAUCACAGCAGGCGACGACGACGACGCCGUUGACGCAAUCGGUGACGUCGCCAACGGCCACCGCCGCCAAAAUGGACCAGGAGUUACAAAAUGCGUUGAGGGAGUUUGAUUUCCUGCACAACCAGCAGCACCAGGAGCAGGAGGACGAAAUGGCCCCUCAGUUUGCCACUCAGGCGCCUUCAGAACUGGACGACGAUGAUUACGACGUGCCACCGCCGCCCUUGCCCAAAACGCCCCCACCAAUCUCCCCGACGACUACGCCCCUGCAAAAGAGUCUCUCCGGUGAUUUGCUCCGACCGGUGCUGUCGAUGCCUCCGGUGGUCCUGAUGGGAGGAGUUGGAGCAGGUGCCAACAACAACAGGGACAGCUUUAUUUCGUACACGGCCAGUCCGAUCGUGGAGGAACCGCCGUCACCGGCUCCGGGCGGGUUAGAGUAUCCGGACUUUCGGGACCGGAACCAGCAGCUGGACUACGAUGCGUACACGGUCGAUGAGGACGAUGAUGGUGGCGGAGAAACGUACGACCAGAUUAUCGAGAUUAUCCAACCGUUCGAGCACCUGGGCGUUUCCGGCAAUGUAGUACUACCACUACCACAACAACAACAUCACCACUCACAGGGCGUGGCCACGUCCGCGGCGGCAGCGGCAGCCGCCCUCCAACAACAGCAACAGUACUACCAGCAACAACUCCAGCUCCAGCAGCAACAGCAAGCUGCCCUCCACCCGCAACCGGAUUUGGCCGUGGCCGGUCCGGCGGCUCCGGCGCGACGCCAAGGCCCUGCCCGUGCCCUCCAGUACAGGGACAGUGCGUACGAGAGUCGGCGCCAGUCGCAGGUGGGAGGUGCCGGAAGCGGAGCAGGAAUGCAAAUCGACAGCUUCCGGCUGCUGAGCGUGCUUGGUCGGGGCCACUUUGGCAAGGUCAUUCUGGCGCAGUACAAAAAUACGGGGGAGUACUUUGCCAUUAAGGCGCUUAAGAAGGGCGACAUUAUUGCGCGGGACGAGGUCGAGUCGUUGCUGAGCGAGAAGCGCAUCUUCGAGGUGGCCAACACGAUGCGGCACCCGUUCCUGGUGAAUCUGUUUGCCUGCUUCCAGACGGAGCAACACGUCUGCUUCGUGAUGGAGUACGCCGCCGGCGGUGACCUGAUGAUGCACAUCCACACCGAUGUGUUUGCGGAACCGCGGGCCGUUUUCUACGCGGCCUGUGUAGUCCUCGGGCUGCAGUACCUGCACGAGAGCAAGAUCAUCUACCGCGAUCUGAAGCUCGACAACCUGCUGCUGGACACGGAGGGUUACGUGAAAAUUGCCGACUUUGGUCUGUGCAAGGAGGGAAUGGGCUUCGGUGACCGGACGGGAACGUUCUGCGGUACGCCCGAGUUUUUGGCGCCGGAAGUGCUUACGGAGACUUCGUACACGAGGGCCGUCGACUGGUGGGGUCUCGGCGUGCUGAUCUUUGAGAUGUUGGUGGGAGAGUCACCGUUCCCUGGGGAUGACGAGGAGGAGGUGUUUGAUUCGAUCGUAAAUGACGAGGUUCGGUAUCCGAGGUUCCUUUCGCUGGAGGCGAUAGCCAUCAUGAGAAGGCUACUUCGUAAGAAUCCCGAACGGCGGCUCGGUUCGUCGGAGCGGGACGCCGAGGACGUUAAGCGACAGGCCUUCUUCCGGAACAUUGUCUGGGACGAUCUGCUGCUCAGGAAAGUGAAACCGCCGUUCGUGCCAACCAUUCGCUCCCCCGAGGACGUGUCCAACUUUGACGAGGAGUUUACGUCGGAGAAGCCGGCGCUGACGCCGCCCAAGGAUCCGCGCGUCCUCACCGAGAGCGAACAGACUUACUUCAAGGACUUUACCUACAUGGCGGACUGGUGUUGACAGUAAGCUUGCGUCGUUUUUUUAGUUUCUUUUUUGUUCUUUUUCUGUUUUCUUCCCUAUCGUCUAUUGCGGUCUCCUCCCCUUUGAGCGAGUACUUUUCUUUAUUUUCCUUUUCCGUUCGUUAUCGCUCAAGUGGACUAAUUGGAUAUAAAGCAAACACAAAAAAAAGUAAAAGGUUUGAAGAAAACUGCAUGGGUAGAGAAAACAGUCGUUGUUAUUGAUAUAAAAAAAUACAAACAAAAAACAUGUUAAUAAUAUAUACAAUUACGUAUGCUAAACAGCUGAUUAAACAAAAAAAAACAGCGGCAAAAAUAUACACAAUAGGUGAUAAACAAAACAAAAAAAAGCGAGAGAGUGUGGAGAAACCCCCUUCUACUGCAAGCAGAGAGAGAUUUUUUCUUUAUGAUUUUUAAAACAAAAUUUUACACAACUAACAAAAACAAACAAGAAUGGUCUUCCAAGUGAAUGAAAAAGGUAGCAAAAAAAAAAAAACAAACAUUUAAGAAAGAAGCCAGACAAAGACUAGCAGCAGCUCUAUUUAAGGUUGAAACAGAAGGAAUAAAAUCAGGCUUUAAAGAUGAUUCUUAAGGAUUCGCGUGACGACGACGAGAAGAGUGAUAAAAAAUGCAUCAUCAACAUUUAGAGAGAGGGAAAAGUGAAAAAGAUUUGUUUUCCUUUCUUUUUAUACGAAUUUAAGCUUAACUGUUAAUCAAGCCCCCUCAAAAUCACACAUUUAUGCAGAAGCAGCAGCAGCAAACCGAAAAAGUAAUUGUAAGGUGCCUUUAUUGUUGUUGAAAGCUUGUUGGAAGCAAAGUGGAAUUGAACCCUGCCAAGCAAUGGAUUCGAUUACGUUUCUUUUCUCUUUUCUUCUUUUUCCCCCACUGAAGACAAUCAAAAUUAAAAUACUAAAUCAGCGCCUUCGUUCAGUAACAGUUGCCUUUUUAUUGUAUUUAUAAAACACUGUUUAUUUAUUCUUUUAAAACACGCCGUGAAACCAACAAAAUCACAAUUUAUGCUAGUUUUUUUUCCCCAACUUCCUUUCCUGUAGCCGUAAAUUACGUUACGUUUGCAGUUCAAUUCCAAGAACGUUGCUGAUUUUAAGAAAAUCGCCUCCACCUCCCAAAAAAAGAAAGAAAGAAGAGAUAAAACAGUUGCAUUAAUAUUAGUGGAUUGUGUUUAUAUUAGCUGUAGAAAGAAGCAACGCAAACACACAUACACACACACGCGCGCGCGCGAUAAUGUUAGAAUAUUACAAAACCCUAUCACUAUUAACUACUAUUACUACUACAGAAAAAAAAUGUAUGACUCUAGGCUUAGCGAUAAAACGUAAAAAAAAACAGCAGAAUUAUGUAGAAGCCAAGCUCAGUUGCUGCAAGGAAAGA
Culex pipiens pallens (northern house mosquito) is the source of this 6622-nucleotide messenger RNA. RefSeq names its product serine/threonine-protein kinase N (gene Pkn). Lineage: Eukaryota; Metazoa; Arthropoda; Insecta; Diptera; Culicidae. The transcript has 15 exons. Bases 69 to 5240 code for a protein of 1723 amino acids. The record is from RefSeq and is a predicted model, not a curated record. Gene Ontology annotation, molecular function: small GTPase binding; protein serine/threonine kinase activity; ATP binding. Gene Ontology annotation, biological process: protein phosphorylation; signal transduction.